GGGGGCUGUUUGCAAACUGCGCCCAUUUUGUGGGGCCGAAUCCGCCCGGGCGACGCUCCUCCAUCACGUGUCUGUUCUCUGGGGAGGCAGAAAGGGGCCGUGGAGCUGGCCUCGGCACCGGGAGAGGCUGGACUUCCUGUCUCUCUGUGCUGAAUGGCUGCGAUGGCGCCCGCUCUCACUGACGCAGCAGCUGAAGCACACCAUAUCCGGUUCAAACUGGCUCCCCCAUCCUCCACUUUGUCCCCUGGCAGUGCCGAAAACAACGGCAACGCCAACAUCCUUAUUGCUGCCAACGGAACCAAAAGAAAAGCCAUUGCUGCAGAGGAUCCCAGUCUAGACUUCCGAAAUAAUCCUAAGGAAGAUUUGGGAAAGCUGCAACCAUUGGUGGCGUCUUAUCUCUGCUCCGAUGUAACACCUGUUUCCUCGAAGGAAUCGUUGAAAUUGCAGGGUGUCUUCAGCAAGCAGACAGUCCUUAAAUCUCACCCUUUCUUAUCUCAGUCCUAUGAACUCCGAGCUGAGCUGUUGGGGAGACAGCCAGUUUUGGAGUUUUCCUUAGAAAAUCUUAGAAGCAUGAAUACGAGUGGUCAAACAGCUCUGCCACAAGCACCUGUAAAUGGGUUGGCUAAGAAAUUGACUAAAAGUUCAACACAUUCUGAUCAUGACAAUUCCAGUUCCCUCAAUGGGGGAAAACGAACUCUUACUUCAUCUUCUCAGGGGGGUGAAAUGGUGGCAUCUGAAUCAGGGGACUUGAAGAGGGGUAUGACCAAUUGCACUCUUCCACAUAGAAGCCUUGAUGUAGAACACACAACUAUAUUUAGCAAUAAUAGCACUGCAAACAAAUCUUCUGUAAAUUCCAUGGAACAGCCAGCACUUCAAGGAAGCAGUAGGUUAUCACCUGGCACAGACUCCAGUUCUAACUUGGGGGGCGUCAAGUUAGAGGGUAAAAAGUCUCCCCUGUCUUCCAUUCUUUUUAGUGCUUUAGAUUCUGACACAAGGAUAACAGCUUUACUACGACGGCAGGCUGAUAUUGAAAACCGUGCCCGCAGAUUACAGAAGCGCUUACAGGUUGUGCAAGCCAAGCAGGUGGAGAGGCACAUUCAGCAUCAGCUGGGUGGAUUUUUAGAGAAAACUUUGAGCAAACUGCCAAACUUGGAAUCCCUGAGGCCCCGAAGCCAGUUGAUGCUGACUCGAAAGGCUGAAGCUGCAUUGAGAAAAGCUGCCAGUGAGACCACCACUUCAGAAGGACUUAGUAACUUCCUGAAAAGUGAUUCCAUUUCAGAAGAAUUGGAGAGAUUUACAGCUAGUGGUAUAGCCAGCUUGAGGUGCAGUGAACAAGCAUUUGACUCAGAUGUCACUGACAGUAGUUCAGGAGGAGAGUCUGAUAUUGAAGAGGAAGAACUGACCAGAGCUGAUCCUGGGCAGCGUCAUAUACCUCUGUGAGUAGAACCCAUGCAUAAUGACAUUCUUGAGAGAGGGAACACAGGAGAAAGACUUGGUGAAUUCCCAUCACGGGGAGAAUGGGAUUCUUUGUUUAUAAGUACCUAGAUUCCAUUUGUCUUUUUUCUAAUUUUAGGUAGGUGAAUGCAUAUAUUGUUAGUGACGAAAUGGAAGAUAUUUCUGGUAUAGUUGCUGUAGGCUAAAAGCUGCUAAUUUAUUUUUAAAAUCUAAUUUAUUAAAAAUAGACAUCUAUUUGUAAAACUGUA
Myotis davidii is the source of this 1703-nucleotide messenger RNA. Its product is annotated as KAT8 regulatory NSL complex subunit 1. NCBI's taxonomy places the organism in Eukaryota, Metazoa, Chordata, Mammalia, Chiroptera, Vespertilionidae. Gene Ontology annotation, cellular component: NSL complex. Gene Ontology annotation, molecular function: histone acetyltransferase binding. The record is from RefSeq and is a predicted model, not a curated record. The transcript is spliced from 2 exons. Bases 154 to 1440 code for a protein of 428 amino acids.